Babesia bigemina is the source of this 579-nucleotide messenger RNA. RefSeq lists its product as hypothetical. The transcript is spliced from 2 exons. Bases 1 to 579 code for a protein of 192 amino acids. The record is from RefSeq and is a predicted model, not a curated record. Lineage: Eukaryota; Apicomplexa; Aconoidasida; Piroplasmida; Babesiidae.
AUGGGAACGGUGAUGGUGGUGAUGUUGAUUGAGGAGGCUAUUGAGAAGGCUUAUACUUCUCUAAACAAGCAAUACCCUCUCGCUAAACCUCCUUCUAAAGUCGCCUCGUCUGCCGACUCGGCUCUUUCUACUGGCAAGCCUACUAAGUCUACUACUCCCGCGAAAAAAAGUUUUGAAGAGAUUAAAAAAGACAUUAAUGAAGAAGUUACAAAGCUUCCUAAAACCAUAAAAGAACUUGAAAAUGACUCUUCUAAUGAUGAUGUUACUAAGCGUUUAUCUGACUGUCAGUCCAAGUUGGAGGCUUUGCAGACUGUGAAUAAGCUUGCUGAAUUUGCUGAUUCACUUACUAAAAAACCUGAAAAUGAUAAUAUUUUAACGCAUUUAUGUUCCGCCCUCGAGAAAUUCCUCGGCUUCAAUCCAUCUUCCAAAGGCUACGACGGCUCUGGGAUUGUGUACUCUGACUUGGAUAGGCUGUGUGACGGGGUGAUGGCGUUUUUGCUUAGUAUAAUCACUGACGUAAAUAACAACGAAAAACCUAAGAAAUACAAUACUAUUUUGAUAGCGUACUUGAAACAUUAA